Molecule: messenger RNA, 2801 nt
Organism: Acanthoscelides obtectus
Lineage: Eukaryota; Metazoa; Arthropoda; Insecta; Coleoptera; Chrysomelidae
Source: the annotation of a GenBank genome assembly
AAUACGUUCAUCAAUAGGGAACACUUGUUUUGAUGUUCGCUGUGAUAUUAAUUUCGAUUUUGCACAGUAGCGAUACUAUCCUCCGUUAUCGAAACGAGAAAAAUCUGUUACGGAGAACAUUGGAGGGGCUUAUUUCGUAAGGUAAUAUUUUACUUAUUCAGCGCUGUUGACGGAAUUUGUAAAGCUGGAUAAGCUUAAUUAAAAUAGCUUCAAGUUAUCGAAGCAUUGUCAUAGUUACCUGUUGAAAAAUACCUUGAGGAUCUGGCAACAGUGGAUUACCUACUGCGAGUACUUAGAAUCCGGUUCGAACUUUGUUUACAAAUUGGUUAACCUCAAAAAAUGUGACGAGCCGACUGUAUAUUUUUACAUUAUUUACAUCUGUGGGUUUUUAGAAAAACCUUACACCAAACAUGAACUUAGAUUUAAAGUUCCUCGAUAGUUUUAAACUAAGCACCACAUACGUUACAAACUAUGCCUGUGGUAAAUCAGAAAACAACGAUUUUUUUGUAUUAACUGACCAAGGGAUUUAUAUAUUGACACUGAGGGGCGACUUAUCUUACAGUUUUCCCCAAUUUUCGUGUAAAAAGUUAUUCAUGCCAGUAUCCACCUACGCUGCAUGCGAAAACAUAGACAUAGAUGUGAAUUCUUUCAGUAACUAUGUAGAACGAAAAGACUUGUACGAAUUGGCCCUAACAAGUGAAUACUCUGUAAAUUUAAAACACGCCAACAAAUUAGACAUUUUACCUCUUAAAGCUGAGUGGUCACCACAAGGCUUAAUUGAUACUACAGGUUGUAUUUUAGCAGUGUUAAAUAGUGUGUACAGUUUAGAAUUGUAUGUGCGAUAUGUUAAUAAAAACGAAAUUGUCGAGUAUGUGACAAUUUCCAAUAUAUUAGAGGAGGUAAUAAACGAGGCUAAGCAAAAGUGGGAGUCUGCAAACAGGUUUUCGAUUGAAAUAAAACUCAGACAGUUUAAGAAUAGGAUACAGUUUGUGUCUAUAACAGGUUUUACAUGGGGUCACAAAUUCAAAAUAGGCUCAAUACAACAUUGUACAUUAUUUGUUGGGCACAUGAAUGGUGACAUAACGGUAUGGAGUGUACCAGAAAAACUUGUUUCUGGACAAAACUGGAAACCGCAAAUAUUAUGUAGAUAUGCCACAGGGUUGGAGAGGAUUGUUACCCUGCAUUGGCACCAGACAAGUGAAUUUGGUGGAGGAUUGUGUUUUGCAGAUGUAUCUGGCAGGAUGAAAGUUGUUCACAUAACAAAUUUAAAUAAACCUGUUGCAAACGUGGAUAACGAAACUAUAUUUUGGAAUGAACCUGAUAAAGUAGCUAUUGAUAAAAUCACUGUGAUGGAGCAUGAUAGUUACACAUUUAUAUUGGCUGUGAAGCAAAGAAUAAUUUUAAUAUUCGGACUUGAUAAAAAUGGAGAUGUUUUUGGACAAAAGGCGUGUUAUGUCGACGAUGUCUACAUAACAGGGCUUCAUCACACAGGCAACACUAUUUAUGUCCUCACCCUACCAGGAAUUUUCACGGAAUUGACGUUAACAGUCCAAGAUGAGAAGAUAAAAGUUACAGACAAAAAGAUCUCCCUGAAGUUCGAUAUGAAAAAGUACCGCACCCACGGUUGUUUUUUCUCGAAAAACUUCGCGUUUUUUGGACUGUUAUGUCAGCAGUGGGCUCAAGAUGGUUCUAGAGUACGCGCCAUUGAGGCAGAAGUUAUCGUCUUCCAAAAUUUGGAAAUGAAACUGAUUGAUUCGCUCUGGAACAACCCCAGUGAAAGUUUGAGAGAUUAUUGGGACUGUUUGGAAGUUUUAAGAAUAACAUGUAUAAGAGAAAAGCGAUUUCCAUGGUUAGGAAUUUCACCGGACCUCAACUAUGAUAAACUUUCCAUAUACCAUCUGAAACUGCUAAGGCAACUGGCAAAACUAUCUGAAAUGGUGUUUAACUUUGUCCCGGUAGUCAAAAAUUAUGACAUCAAACCGUUCAUACUAACCCAUUAUCUACUUCAAAUAAAACUGGUUGUACAAAGGCUGAAAAGAUUGUUGGCGCAGAAAGAUUUGAGUGUAUACCAGAUGAGAAGCAUUGACGUGCAGAAUUUCUUUUUGAAAGAAAUGAUCGCCAAGAAUAUACUUGCGAAAAGUAACGUUGGAAAGACGUUUAUAGAUGAUAUAAGAAGCGUUAUGGAGGUCGCCAACGAAAUGAGAUAUCCGGAUACGAUGCAGUGCAUUUGGUGUGGAGAGAAGAUUCUCGGUCCAACGUGUCUACCUCCCCACGCAGAUGCUCGCUGUUGCUUCUCCAUGAUGCCAAUACUGGUAGUUCCAUCCUUCAAGUGUCCGUAUUGCUCGUCUCUGGCGCAUCCACAAGAAACACAAGAACCGGUACCAUGUCCUUACUGCGACGUAUCCAUGGAUCGUAUACCGGUGGAUACGGAGAAAUACGAAAACGAGGCCAAAAAGCUGCAUCUGCAUUGGGAUGGAGAAGUGAAAUCUCCGUGUUACAGUGACUGUCUACGCGAGGAGAUUUCUUGUGAGGAUAUAGAGGAGAACAGUAGGGAGUAUGUCGUGUGCAGUGAUAGCGAAGACGACGAAGAGUGUACGAAAUUGAGGACGUUGUACGAGAGGUUUGGACAUUUGAAUUUGGAAGAGAUCCUGAAGAUGGAUAUGAGUGAGGACAGUAUUGAAAGGGAAGACGGUGAAGCUAGUAAAAGGAUGAAAUUGGAAAAUGAUGACACUGAUAUUGAGUGAUUGUCUAUUUUUUUGUACAGAAUAAAUAUGUAUAUAAGAUUAAACAGAUGACUAGAA